UUUAUUCCCUUCGAUGGAGAAAAAGCUUGAGCAGCCAAUAUGCGGCCAAGAGGCCGUGGAUCUUCUCAACUGCGUCACGGAAACGCCGUUCGAUCAAGAGAAAUGUUUCCGCCUCUUGCAGUCUCUCAGAGAAUGUGUUCUCGCUAAGAAAGUGAAGAAGUUUUCGGUACCGACUCAAGACAACGGAGGAGCAUCUUCAGCUAGCAAGAGACCCUGACAAAUAUGAUAUUCUUUGGGGUAAAUUUUCAUUUUGUAAGAACAGGGAAUAUAACCCCUGGCGAGAGAAUAUGUGCGCUUCAAAGCUGAUAAACAAAUGAUCGUAACUAGUAGGUGAAAACAUGGAAAAUGUUUGUAUGCUUAAAGAAUGGAAUUCUUUGGACCGAAGGGCUUUGAUUUUUAAACAAGCUUCAAAAUGCCUUUCAUA
This is a messenger RNA of Tarenaya hassleriana, 424 nucleotides long. RefSeq lists its product as uncharacterized. The transcript is spliced from 2 exons. NCBI's taxonomy places the organism in Eukaryota, Viridiplantae, Streptophyta, Magnoliopsida, Brassicales, Cleomaceae. The coding region runs from base 14 to 217 and encodes 67 amino acids. The record is from RefSeq and is a predicted model, not a curated record.